Molecule: messenger RNA, 417 nt
Organism: Tremella mesenterica DSM 1558
Lineage: Eukaryota; Fungi; Basidiomycota; Tremellomycetes; Tremellales; Tremellaceae
Exons: 9
Coding region: 1-417 (138 amino acids)
Source: RefSeq, a predicted model, not a curated record
AUGGCUGAACGUACAGGGUUGAUUCCUUUUGAGACAGUCUCAGAUUGGGCCAAAGUAGGGUUGAUUCCUUUUGAGAUAGUCUCAGAUUCGGCCAAAGUAGGGUUAGUUCCUUUUCAGACAGUCUCAGAUUGGGCCAAAGUAGGGUUAGUUCCUUUUGAGACAGUCUCAGAUUGGGCCACAGUAGGGUUGAUUCCUUUUGAGACAGUCUCAGAUUGGGCCAAAGUAGGGUUGAUUCCUUUUGAGAUAGUCUCAGAUUCGGCCAAAGUAGGGUUAGUUCCUUUUGAGACAGUCUCAGAUUGGGCCACAGCUUAUUCGAAUUUCAAUAGUACAUGGAUUUCGAAAUCGAAUUCCAUCGACACGGCUGAACGGUUGAUUCCUUUUGAGACAGUCUCAGAUUGGGCCAAAGUAGGUGCCUGA